This is a messenger RNA of Malus domestica (apple), 2198 nucleotides long. RefSeq lists its product as uncharacterized. The record is from RefSeq and is a predicted model, not a curated record. Lineage: Eukaryota; Viridiplantae; Streptophyta; Magnoliopsida; Rosales; Rosaceae.
AUGACUUGGGUCCCUCCGGUCACUCCCACUGUAUUUCUGAGACGUCUUCGGCUCGGUUCCGGACCUCCGGUUCAAUUUCCGUCCAUGAAAAUGGUGUCGGAGACACGACGUAUGAUUCUUUCUAACGACCACGAGGGCGAAGCCGAAGCCGAAAAUCGGAACGUUUCCGAGCUGGUUUCGGCGCUGAGAGCGGCGUCUCGGGCGGAGGAUUUCGCCCGAAUCGAAGAGGCUUUAGCAGGGAGAGAAGCGGAACUGAAGCGAGAAAUUGAGAGGCAAAGGCACGAGAAGGCAUUGAUGGAGGAAAAGCACGAGUUCGAGCGGCUCGAGAAGCUCAAAGCGGAGGACGAGCUCAGGGUCAAGCUUUCCGUGAUGGUCAAGGCAGAGGCGGUUAGCGAAGACAAGUUUCCGGUGAAAGACCAGAGCAAUGAGGUCAUUUCGGGGAAGAGGAGGAACAUGCAAAGAAGAAAAAGCAAGCCUCUGGCUGCAAUCAGUAAUAACUGUGAAGUAGGCUCUGCUUCUUCUGUUGAAAGAAAUGGAGGUUUGCCAAUUGCAGGUUAUGGCAGGGACGCAAAUAUGCUGAUGAAGAGGAAGAACAUGGAAAAGACGAAAAUGAGAAAAAGAGAAAACCGUGUACAAUACCGUUGUAAUAUGAUUGCAUUUUUUAACACAAUGCGGCGAGUUAAGAGACACUUGACUGAAAGACACUUGGAGUUGCUUCAACAAACUCCAUUUUGGCCAUUAAUAUCAGCAUUUUACAGAGGUGUGAUUUCUAUAGAUCAAUGCAAGAAAUCCGACAAUGACAUCUGCAACAUCAUCAAGUGCUACAACUACAGAACAAUGAGUUUUGACUUUGGUAGCACAUCUGCAUCAUUGACAACCGAAGACAUUGCUGAAAUUUUGGGAAUUCCACAAGAAGGUCAGGAAGCAGUAGAAUUAAAAGGAUUAAGGAACUACAAAUCAGAUUUUACCAAAAGAUAUUUCAAGGUAAAAACAGUGUCAAAAAAAUUGGUGGAGGAUGCUUUGGAAGAAGCGAUAAAAGGGAAGAGAGAAGCAGAUGUAGAGGACGUCGUACGCCUGAUUGUACUAGAACUAUGUGUUACAUUCUUAUUAUGCAGCUCAAGCACCGAAACUUCAUGGAAUAUCGUCAAAUAUUGUGAAGAUUUAGAAAAUAUUUCAAGAUAUUCAUGGGCAAAAGCAGUGGCUGACCACCUACACAAGUCACUGGAAAAGUCGACCAGAACAUUUAAGCCAUAUUCUGUUCAUGGAUGCGUGGUUGUCAUAAUGCUUUGGUUGUGUGAGAGAACAAACCUCAUACAACCAAUCAAUGGAAGGGAGGGACAUAAACCAGCUAUCGUGAAAUGGAGCGUGAAGGAACUGCAAAUGAAACUGAGACAUAUAGACGUAGCAGACAUUGGGCUCAGCUUUAAGGAGAACAAGAAGAAAAGAAGAGAAAAUGAAAGAACAUGCGAAGAAGCUAAAUUUGAUGGCCGAGAAGACAAAGAAGGGGAAAUUUUGUUUGAUGAUACAACGGGAUCAUUGGAAGGUGAAUUUCGAGCUCAGAAGACGCAAAUGCAUUUCCUUCCAACUAACAUUGAUUCAAAAAGGUUGAAUGAUGAGGAGGACUCAGAACAAAGUUUGGAAGAUUUAUGUGAAAUGAUUCAAAAUGGAAGUACUGAAGUUGCAAAAGCUCAAGGAAGAGUGGAUAGUGAAAAGUCGGAGAGUACGAAUGAUAAAAGAGAGAGAUUGAAGAGAAAACUAAAGGAAGAAAAGGAGGAGAAGAGAAAGCUGAAAGAGGACUACGAGUUCUUAAUUGGUGAGCAGAAAUCAUUGAUUCAAUCUGUGAAAAGCUUCGCGAAAAAGCUGCAAGGAACUCUUGAAGCCGAAAGGGAAGAGGUGAAACACCUAAAGGAGGACAAAAUGGAGCUGAUCAAGGAAAUUCAAGAACUAAGAGAUCAGCUCAAUCGAUGGACUCCAUCGGCCGCAAUGCAAUUGAGAGACGGCAUACAAAUUGAGAAAAGCAACGUAAGGAGGACGUUUGAUCCGGCAAACAAGAAGGUUAAAGUAGAAGGGGAGAAAGUUGAAAAAAUUCGAUCUGAUGCAAUCGACGAAGUAGGUUAUUGAACCAACCUAGCAAUGUGUCUGCAUUUGUAGAUUGAUGUAAAUUAUGUUGAAACUUAUAAGAUCAUGUUUCAUGUGUG